Miscanthus lutarioriparius is the source of this 1569-nucleotide messenger RNA. The record is from the annotation of a GenBank genome assembly. Lineage: Eukaryota; Viridiplantae; Streptophyta; Magnoliopsida; Poales; Poaceae.
AUGGUCGCCGCGGUGCGCGUCGGGAACAAGCCGGGCCCUGGUCCGGGGCUCGCGAUGCUGGAGGUGGUGGCGCCGAGGCCAGCGGCCGGGGAGGAGCGGCUGUCGGACGCCGACACGACGGCGUCGUCGACGGCCGCGCCCAACUCGAGCCUCAGCUCGGCCAGCAGCGCCGCCAGCCUGCCGCGGUGCUCCAGCCUGUCCCGCCUCUCCUUCGACUGCUCCCCGUCCGCGGCCCUCUCCUUGGCGGCGUCUGCUGCUCCGGCUGCGGCGGCCUCCUCCUCCCCGUCUCCAGCGCCGGCGCGGCCGCACCGGUCCGGGGACGCGGCGUGGGCGGCGAUCCGCGCGGCGUCGACGUCGGCCGCGGCGCCGCUGGGGCCGCGGGACUUCAGGCUCCUGCGCCGCAUCGGCGGCGGCGACAUCGGCACCGUGUACCUGUGCCGUCUCCGGUCGGAGGCGGACGCGAAGGCAGAGGCGGGGCGGCAGCCCUGCGGCUGCCUGUACGCGAUGAAGUUGGUGGACCGGCGCGUGGUGGCCAAGAAGAAGAAGCUGGAGCGCGCUGCGGCGGAGAGGCGGAUCCUCCGCGUGCUGGACCACCCGUUCCUGCCCACGCUCUUCGCCGACUUCGACGCCGCGCCCCACUUCUCCUGCGUCGUUAUGGAGUUCUGCCCCGGCGGCGACCUCCACUCGCUCCGCCACCGCAUGCCCAACCGCCGCUUCCCUCUGCCGUCAGCUCGGUUCUACGCGGCGGAGGUGUUGCUGGCGCUAGAGUACCUGCACAUGAUGGGCAUCGUGUACCGCGACCUUAAGCCGGAGAACGUGCUGAUCCGCGCGGACGGCCACAUCAUGCUCACCGACUUCGACCUGUCGCUGCAGUCCACGUCCACGCCGUCGCUCGAGUCCGCCACCGCCGCCUCCGAGGACGACGAGGACGACUCACCGACCUCCGUGUCCUGCUUCCCGGGCCACCUGUUCCGCUUCACGCUUCGCCGCGGUAGCAGCCGGCGCGCGCUCCUCCGCCGUGCCGCGUCCGCCUCAGCGCGGCAGCCGCCGCCGCAGCCCCUGGUGGUGGCGGAGCCGGUGGAGGCGCGGUCGUGCUCGUUCGUGGGCACGCACGAGUACGUGGCGCCCGAGGUGGCCCGCGGCGGUCCCCACGGCGCGGCCGUGGACUGGUGGGCGCUCGGCGUGUUCCUGUACGAGCUCCUGCACGGGCGCACCCCGUUCGCGGGCGCCGACAACGAGGCCACGCUCCGCAACAUCGCGCGCCGCCCGCUGUCCUUCCCCUCGGCCAGCGCCGGUGACGCCGACGCGCGGGACCUGAUCGAACGCCUCCUCGCCAAGGAUCCCCGCCAGCGGCUGGGGUCCCGGCGCGGCGCCGCCGACGUGAAGGCGCACCCGUUCUUCCGCGGGCUCAACUUCGCGCUGCUCCGGUCCUCCCGCCCGCCCGUCGUCCCGGGCGCGUCCCGCUCCCCGCCGCUGCACCGCUCGCAGUCCUGCAGCGCGGCGACGGCGACCGCGGUGCGAAGGAGGGUGUCGAAGCCGCGGCCGGACGCCCGGUUCGACCUGUUCUGA